This is a messenger RNA of Pseudomyrmex gracilis, 4550 nucleotides long. It is a transcript of the gene Prp39, whose product is annotated as pre-mRNA-processing factor 39. Gene Ontology annotation, biological process: mRNA 5'-splice site recognition; RNA processing. Lineage: Eukaryota; Metazoa; Arthropoda; Insecta; Hymenoptera; Formicidae. The record is from RefSeq and is a predicted model, not a curated record. Bases 101 to 3187 code for a protein of 1028 amino acids. Gene Ontology annotation, molecular function: protein binding. The transcript is spliced from 13 exons. Gene Ontology annotation, cellular component: commitment complex; U2-type prespliceosome; U1 snRNP.
CCUGAUUCGAGUUGUUGCGUGUUGUUAUAUCGCCAUUCUAUCUGAAGAAAGGUUUUACGCUUUAGAUCUCAGUGAUUUUAUUCAUCAAAAAGUGCGAAGCAUGUCCUCAGCAAGCGGUGAUGAGGCCGAGACGGUGACUGAACCAGUGAAACGCACCAGAUCAGGCCGGGCCCGUAAAACGGCAGUAGUUGCAAAAAAGUCACCUGUGAAGAAGCUUCUCGCUAGAGCAAUGCAUACUCCGAAAAAGAUACAUGAGGUUGAAGAAGUGCAGGCAGAAUCAUCUGUAUUGGAAGAAACUAUGAUAGAAAAUAUGCCUGAGAAUGGAGUUCAACAAUUGUCAGAUAUUAUUGUUGAGCAACGCUGUGAAGAAGAUACUCCUAUGUUGCACUUGGAAUUAGAAGAUUCUGAUGAUGCUAAUAUACAUGAAAUGAGUUUAUCUCAAAAUGAUGAGAUAGAGCAUGAUGUAGAAGAUAUGGAACACUCUAACAUGAGAGCAGAAGGUGUAAUUAUAGAAGACAGCAGCAUGGAUAAAGUAGAAAUCCUGGCUGAACAUAGCGAAAUUGAGAUAGAGGGUCAAGACAUCAGUAAUGAUUCAAAUCAGCAACGUGUGUUGAUCACUUUUCAAGAUGUUAUUGAAGACAGCAAUACUAUGACCCAGCAGAUCUUAGAAACAGAAGAGGUAGAUUCGGAAAUGACCCAUACUGUUGGCACUGGAAUACAGGUUAUGGAAAUUGAGGAUUCACAGCAAGAAAUGUCGGAAGUUGUAGACACAGUCAUAAGCAAAGUAGAAGAACCUGACACGGAGGUGUCUCAGAGCGACUCUUUGCCACGCAUUGAAGUAACCGAAGUUGUUGAGAAUGAAGAAGAAGAUGAUGUGAAGAAAACAGAGCCUGAUACAGAAGCUGUAUCAGAAGAUGAGCUGCCAAACGAGGCUGCGGCCAAGGAACCUGAAACUGAAGCUGUUUCUGAUGAAGAAUUGCCGGCCGCUGCUCCAGCAGAUUUGGGUGAAACUGAGUCUGUGUCGGAAGAUGAAUUACCACCAGAUGGUGACAAAAAGAAGAAAGGAAUAAAAGCAGCAAUAAGCAAAACAGUAGAAAAGAAAACCAAAGUAGAAGGUGGAACUAAACGUAAAUUAAAUGCAGAAGGUGAAUAUGAUCCGAGUUCUCCAACAUCCGAGAACAACGAUGAGGCACCUACAAAAAAAGUCGCCUUGUCGAGUGAGACAGACACGGAAGAUAAGCAAGAAACCAAACCAGCAUCGCCGAAGAAAAAAACAUUGCCUGAACUCGAAAAAUACUGGAAAGCCGUUAAUGAAGAUCCGUCUGACUUUACGGGAUGGACGUACCUUUUGCAAUAUGUUGAUCAAGAAAACGACGCAGAGGCUGCGCGCGAGGCUUACACCAAAUUCUUGGAACGUUAUCCAUAUUGCUACGGUUAUUGGAGAAAGUUCGCCGAUUACGAGAAGAAGAAGGGCAACCCCGAAAAUGUCCAAACGGUGUUCGAUCAAGGUCUGAAAGCUAUUUCGCUAAGUGUCGACUUGUGGCUUCAUUACAUCAACCACUGUAAAACCGUUUAUGAAAAGGACGAGGAGAAGCUCCGCGAACAAUACGAAAGAGCCAUACAAGCUUGUGGACUCGAGUUUAGAUCGGACCGUCUUUGGGAAAGCUACAUAAAAUGGGAAUUGGAGGGAAAACGUUUGAGCAAAGUGACAGCUUUGUACGAUCGUUUAUUGUCAACACCCACUCUGGGCUACAUCUCUCAUUUUGAGGCUUUUCAAGAAUUUGUUUCAUCCAACUUACCGAAUCGCAUUCUGAGCGUGGACGACUUCCUUGCACUACGCGCCGAAGUAAAGGCCUUGCUGAAAGCGGACGAUACUACCACUACGACGUCUGCCGCGGAUGACGCACCGCCUGGUGAAGAACCGCCGCCUCACGAAGUACCGCCUACCGAUGAGGAGACCCGCGCUAUCCGCGAGAAGAUCAUCAGUAGCAGACGGAAAAUGCACAAGGCCAACGUCAACGCGGUAGCUGCGCGAUGGUCAUAUGAAGAAGGGAUAAAGAGACCGUACUUUCAUGUAAAACCGCUGGAGAGAUGUCAGUUGAAGAAUUGGAAGGAAUACCUCGAUUUUGAGAUUGAACAAAAAGAUCAAAAUCGAAUAAUCAUCUUAUUCGAGAGGUGUCUCAUAGCCUGCGCACUUUAUGACGAGUUUUGGAUGCGAUUUGUACGCUAUCUGGAGUCAUUGAAGGGAGAUAAUACAGAAAAAAUUCGAGACGUGUAUUCGCGGGCUUGUAUGGUGCAUCAUCCAAAGAAACCAAAUUUGCAUUUGCAAUGGGCCAUCUUCGAAGAAGGUCAGGGUAAUUUCGAGAAAGCGGCUGCCAUAUUAGAAAAUAUAGAUAACGUUCUACCAAAUUUGCUACAAGUGGCGUAUCGACGAAUAAACUUGGAACGCCGUCGAGGCGACUUGGAGAAAGCGUGCGUUUUAUACGAAAACUACAUCAGCAAUAGCAAAAACAGAACAAUUGCUAAUAAUAUUGCUGUAAAAUACGCGCGAUUCUUAUGCAAAGUUAUGAAUGACGUUGACAAAGCAAUCAAAGUAUUAAUGAAGGCCACCGAUAAGGACAAGGACAAUCCAAGAUUAUAUCUACAAUUAAUAGACUUGGCAAUGCAACGACUACCAGUCGAUACUCAAGAAAUAAUAGGUUAUAUGGACAUGUUUAUAGAUAGAGAACAUGCUGAUCUAGAACAAAGAGUACUAUUCGCGCAACGCAAAGUGGAAUUUGUAGAAGAUUUCAGUCCUGACAUUCGGCAGGUUUUGAAGGCUCACGAGCAAUUCCAGAAAUGCAUUAAGCAAGCAAAAGAAAGAAAAAAGGCAAAGGGUGAAGAUACUAAAACUGAUUCUUCGCCACCGAAAAAAGUCAAGACCGAUCAGACAAAUGUACCACCUCCACCAUCUGUUGGUUCGCAAUCUUCUUACCAGUACAGCAGCGGUCCAAGCGGACCCUACCAAUCGCAGCAACAAUUCCAAGGCGGACAGUACGGUGGUCAAGGUGGCUAUCAGCAAGGUUAUCAGCAGUAUCCACCGCCAUCAGAUCCUAACUACGCUAAUUAUCAAAAUUGGCAGUACGGCCAAGGCGGACCCCAAGCUUAUGGUCCUUAUAAUCAGUGGGGUUCUUAUAAUUACUAUUAAUAUGAAUGACAGUUGUCUUAAGAGCACAUGGGACUAUCGUUAAGAUUAUUAUCGUUAAUUGUGUCUAUUGUACAUUCUGUUUUAUUUACCGAUUUCGAUUUAUAUAUAGAAAUCAAACGGAAUUGCUGUUUAAAUACAUUGCGAUAAAUGAAUCUUUUAGAGAGAGAGAGAGUAGAAUCUUUCUUUUCUACGACAAAAGAUAUAAAAAGGGAAGUUUUCCAUUUUGCUCUUCAGAAUAGAUAUUAAUGAACCGCAGCGUAUUUCGAUAUCUUGACAUGAGAAUUGUGUCAAUUUUCGUAAAACACAGCCGUGGAAGUCUUGAAUUUAAGACAUCAUCUUUGACGUUCACACUUGUUUGUAUUUCCCACUCUCACUUUCUGAGUUGUUCUGCAGUAAACAUGUUUAUAUGUUUACGCUAGAAAUAAAAUUAGGAAACAACAGCAAGAUAACGCAUAAACACCAAAGUAAAUGCUCCGCAACGUAAACUUGCACAUACAAUUCUGUCACAAAUUAAUCUAUUCAAUUUUUUUCUUUAACGAAUAACAUCGUACAUAUUGGAUAAAUUGUGUACCGUUAGCAGAACUUUACUCUCACCGUGUAUUACUGGAAUUUUAUAUUAUACUAAACAAUAUGAACAACGAUUAAAAUAAUUGUUUUGUUCAAAUUUGCAAUUUAAGAACACUUCGGAUUGAUCUCGCACAAGUAUUAUUUAUAUCGCUUUAACUACGAUAAAAAGUGUAUCUACGCCUUGAUAAAGCCGUAAUAUUUCUGAAACACAUGUAUAUACAUCCAGUAAAUUUGAUGAUUUGAGCAAGGUUUAGCAUAUUAUUAAGCCGAUGUAAUAUUAAACAUUUGCAUUAUGUGUUGCAAAGCAGACAUGUAUAGUGUACAUGUGUCUAAGAACAAUCAGAUCAAAUAAGAAUGAGAAAGAAACGAAUAUUUAAUUUAAUGCGAAAUUGCGCUGAACACACAGCGGAUGUUUUUUUUUUUUUUUGUUAGAGCAUACUGCUAAAUAUAAACAACGGAUUAUUAGAAAAUAUAUCAUAAAGCAAAACUACUUGUUAUAUAAAAAAAAAAGAAUGCCAAAGACCAAGAUAUCAAUUUUUUUUCUACGAAAAAAAAAAAUAAAUGAGUAAAAUCCUGCUAUUGGUGUACAAGUUUCCUCGGUUCCUGUGUAUGUAUUCGUUGAAGCGUUUGAUAUAAAUUUUAUGGAGUACAACACACGUGCGCGUUUAUGAUUUUUGAAAAAUUACAGAUCUCACUAAAAUGGCGAAAUUUUACGAUUAUUCACUUGUACUCAAAUUAAUUCUAAUUAAUAACAUAUGUAUCUGUAUAGUUGGUUAAAAUUAAAAUUUAAAACUUU